Messenger RNA from Coffea arabica (coffee), 516 nucleotides. The record is from RefSeq and is a predicted model, not a curated record. NCBI's taxonomy places the organism in Eukaryota, Viridiplantae, Streptophyta, Magnoliopsida, Gentianales, Rubiaceae.
AUGGCCACCACCCCAGUGAGCUGGGAACCUGACGAUGAGUGGGAACUCAUCAACGAUGACGGUUUCGUCUACAAACAUAGGAAACGUCCUCGUGUCGACCUUCCUUCCUCUACUUCGGCACCGGGACUAUCGGAUCCGGCCGUUGAAGAGCAGAACCGCCGGCAAAGGAAGAAAAGAGCUCUUCUCAAGCUCAAACACAAGUACCAACAAGAGAUCGAACAUCAGCAGCAAAAAUAUCGACAACCCGAUGACGCUGCUACGUCGUCUUACCGAGUCACAACGACUUCCCCAGUCCCUCCGGAACAAUCGUCGGACUCCGCUUGCCAGCAUCUUGUCAAUGAACUUCUCUUGCAGACGGAAGCCCAAAAAUCUAUAAUUGGAGAUGUAGCAAGGCUGUGCGAUGUGGCCGAAGCCUUGUGUAGCGCAACAGAGGAGAAUUUUACGAAAUCCUUCACCGAGCUGCCGGUAUGGGCGUUGAAGCCACAUGAGCUGAUGACGUCACUCUACGAAGAUUGA